This is a messenger RNA of Andrographis paniculata, 778 nucleotides long. Its product is annotated as heavy metal-associated isoprenylated plant protein 39. Bases 115 to 501 code for a protein of 128 amino acids. The record is from RefSeq and is a predicted model, not a curated record. NCBI's taxonomy places the organism in Eukaryota, Viridiplantae, Streptophyta, Magnoliopsida, Lamiales, Acanthaceae. The transcript has 4 exons. Gene Ontology annotation, molecular function: metal ion binding.
GUUGUUAAUUAUUCCGAAAAUUAAAUAAAAAGGGAAAAAAAAUAAACACUCAACAAAAGUCCCAAACUUUCUCCUCUCUUCCAACGCUUCGUCGUCUUCUUCCCCGAUUCUCUAAUGGCGCAGCAGAAAGUGGUGAUGAGGGUUUGGACGAUGACGGACGACAAGACGAAGCAGAAAGCCAUAGAAGCAGCUGCAGACAUUCUGGGUCAGAUUGAUUUUGAAAAAUUGGGGAUUUUGUCAGGAGUGGAUUCAAUUGCUGCUGAUGUGAGGGAGCAGAAGCUGACGGUGGUCGGAGAAAUGGACGUCGCGGCGGUGGUGAAGAAGCUGAAGAAAGUCGUCGGAAAAGUGGAUAUAGUUUUAGUAGGGCCGGCGAAGGAGGAGAAGAAGAAAGACGACAGUAAGGAGGAUAAGAAAGAAGUUCAGAAACCUGCGGGAGAUUCGAAGAAAGAAGAUAAACCAGAAGACAAGAAACCUGCUGCUGCUGGAGAUGGAAAGAAAUAAAAAAAAUAAAAAGAUUCGAAUUUUGCAAAUUUCAAAUCUCAAACAAACAAAACAAACAAACACAUAUAUACAUACAUACAUAUAUAUAUGUAUCAAUCUGUAUGUAUGUUGUAAUCAUCUUUGAAUAAUUUGGGGGUUUCUUUCUUGAACUGUGAAAUUAGGGUUUAUGCAAAUUUUGGAAAAAGGGGAUUUUGUCUGAUUCGUGGAUGAGUCAUCAGUGACAGGGAAAUGAGUCCCGAUUUGAAUUAGUUAUGUAAUUUGUUAUUUUGUUGCUGUC